GUAGCGGCGUAGCGUCGGUAGCGGGAGGACGGUCUCUAUAAAAGCCGUGCGCACCACGCUUGCCAGGUCAUACGUCGUAGUCAGAACAGAAAGGAAUUACCCGAGAGCUCUUCUACGAGAACGUUACGCGAGUGUUGCACGAGUUUGCAUCAGAAGGAAGUUUAGUGAAAGCGGAGAAAAGGAGGAAACCGCAAGAAGUGAUUCAGUGGUUGGCGAGAGCUCGGCUGUCAAACAACGUUAAAAAUUCAUUCGACGAACUUUAUCGAGUCCACGAAGAUUCCCACAUUCAGUGAAGUGUGCAAGAGAGGCUCAUUGAGGAUUAAAUCGCCAAACAGAAAGCAAGCAGAGAUACUGACCACCGAUAUGACUCGUUGCCAGGAACCACAGUCCUAUCACGCACAGACCACAAUGACCGAUAGCGGGAAAUCAUCGUGGUGCGAGGCGUCUCGCUGCUAUGGUACGUCUCAAACCAUCACAUGCGGCAUGCUGCCGACCCUUCGAGAGCUGGCCUCCAGAGGAUGCAACAGCCGGGGGAGUAUUUGCCUGGUGCCCUUCGACAUUGAGAUGGACGCGGCCAGUCACCUUCAGAUGACAUUACUCGAGGCUUAUUGCCGAGAGAUUGGGAUCGAAGUGUUAAGCGUAUCCCAGGAGACGAUACGAUUGCACUUGUGUCCAGGAAGCACGGAUCUGUCGUGCGUUCUAAUAAGCGGCGACAAGUCAUAUUUUCCAAAGCUGCCGAAGUGAAGUACAAAGACUCGUCCUUGAGAGCUGAAACUAAAGGACCAGAUUUCAUACCGGUCUUUCACAAGCCGAAGUAUUUUGCUGAGGUUCCUGUGUCAAGGGAGAUACUUCACGCAAAGGAUGAAGAACGGAGUUUUAACUCGGCAAGCAAUGUGUCCUGUGUGUCUCACCAGCGAGGUUGCUGAUAAUGGACAUUUUAUAUCGAAAUAUGUAUAAGCGAGAUAUAUUCGAUCGCUCUCGCUAUAUUUUAACUGUUUGAAAAUACUUUCUGUACUUUGAAUUCUCCUCGGUCUUCUUCCUCGAAAAUAUAAAUACUUAUUUCUAUUCGAAUGUAGAGUAUGAAAAGGGGAAAGAGGCAAAUGAGGAGAAACAGAUCUGUUAUUGUUAAAACAAAGAUUAUGGUCAAUCGAAUGGUGUUUCUUUUGGAAUCACUUACUCAAUGAUUGUAGGAUAUGAAAUAUUAAUUAGCGUAUGUAAUGCAUAUCUAUCAAUUGUAUACAUUUGUCGUGAAAACAAACUAAUCUUUGUUAUAUUUUAUGAACAUCGACGGUUGUGUCGAAGAACAAUGUAAAUGUAUAAUACAAUCAUUUGAUAAUAUUAGAUGAUAUAAAAAAAAUAUAAAGCUCUCUUUUAUUUCCUAUACCUAUCUUUUACAUCUUAUUCUAUCUCUAUACGAAAUCGAUAAUAUCUUACUCGCUUAAUUUAUU
Acromyrmex echinatior (Panamanian leafcutter ant) is the source of this 1448-nucleotide messenger RNA. RefSeq lists its product as uncharacterized. NCBI's taxonomy places the organism in Eukaryota, Metazoa, Arthropoda, Insecta, Hymenoptera, Formicidae. The record is from RefSeq and is a predicted model, not a curated record.